Molecule: messenger RNA, 315 nt
Organism: Wallemia ichthyophaga EXF-994
Lineage: Eukaryota; Fungi; Basidiomycota; Wallemiomycetes; Wallemiales; Wallemiaceae
Exons: 3
Coding region: 1-315 (104 amino acids)
Cellular component (GO): fungal-type cell wall
Molecular function (GO): structural constituent of cell wall
Source: RefSeq, a predicted model, not a curated record
AUGAUCGCUCAAACUGUCUUCGCUGCUGCUCUCGUCGCCUCUGUUUCAGCUGGCUGGGAAUCCAAGACCGGCUCAUGUAACACUGGAAAACUCUCAUGCUGCGACUUGAACAAGAAGGUCCAAAAGUCAACUGGUGAAGAAUCAGGCCUCCUCCACACCGGCGAUGUUCUCGACCAAAGGGCGAGUAAACGUCUUAAACGCGUUCUCGAAACUAACAAUUCCACAGAUGAGUGCAAGAACACCCCAACCUGUUGUGAGGACGUUAAGGAGGAUGGUCUCGUCGGUGUCAACUGCACUCCAAUCUCCCUCGUUUAA